Molecule: messenger RNA, 3317 nt
Organism: Salvia hispanica
Lineage: Eukaryota; Viridiplantae; Streptophyta; Magnoliopsida; Lamiales; Lamiaceae
Product: receptor-like protein kinase ANXUR1
Biological process (GO): protein phosphorylation
Molecular function (GO): protein kinase activity; ATP binding
Source: RefSeq, a predicted model, not a curated record
UGCCGGAAAGAUUCCUCCAUCACAAGAACAACUAAAGCCACCUUUUUCCCCUUCCAUCAAGAAUGGAACCCUAGCCACCACUCCCCUCCCAUGAAUCAUUCACAUUAAUUCCCAAUGGGGUGAAAUCUGGCUCUGCUUAUGUUCGAAUCCGGAGCUGAGAAGUCAUGGCAUUACCCUCGAUGGAGCAGCGUCAGUUCACUCUAGCGGAGAUCCGGUCCGCCACCGGAGAUUUCAGCCCAGAGAAUCUCAUUGGAGAAGGCGGCUUCGGAGAAGUCUUCAAAGCCGCCAUCGGCGACGGCACAAAGCUGGCGGCGGUGAAGCGCCUGAAGCGGCCGGCAAUCAACGAAAGGUUGGCCAGGCAGGGGUUCGCGAGGGAGAUCGAAGCGCUCACUCAACUCCGCCAUCGUCAUAUUGUCUCUCUUAUUGGCUACUGCAGCGAGCAGGGCGAGAUGAUUCUGGUUUAUGAGUACAUUGCCAAUGGAACCCUAGAAGAUCACCUUCAUGGAAAGGCCGGAGACAGGCACUCGCUGACGUGGACCGAGCGCCUCAGUAUCUGCAUUGGAGCGUGUCGCGGUUUGGAUUAUCUUCACAGUUCCUGCCCCGGCAACUCAAUCAUACAUGCUGAUGUGAAGAGCUCGAACAUCCUUCUCGAUGAAAAUUUAGUAGCUAAGGUUUCCGAUUUUGGGUCGGCCAAGCAAAUCAAUGCGGAUGUAUCCGAGAGUAGCAGUAGCACGGCUGAGAUGUACUCGCGCGGCUAUCUUGAUCCCCUUGCUGAUGCCACGGGGAGAUUUACUAUGGGUAGUGACGUAUAUUCGUUUGGUGUGGUGAUGUUGGAAGUAGUGAGUGAGAGAAGAGCUGAUAGCCGGCCUCAGAAUGACGACCUACUGUCCGUCUGGGCUGUUAAAAAAUUUCGUAAGGGAAAAGGUAGUGAGCUUGUAGCUUCGUCUUUGAGUGGAGAAAUCUCAAAACAAUGCCGAAGUUGUUUUUUGGGGAUCGUUGAAAGAUGCUUGCAGAGAGAAGCAGAGAAGCGGCCGACUAUUACUGAGGUUUUGGCCCUGCUUAUAACAGCCCUCGGGUUACAGCAGGAGAGGCCAGACCCAACGCGUUGGUUUUGGCAAUCGAAAGUAUCUCCAAAGGAAGUUAUAUCAUCCGCAGAUUUAGCACAAGACAAUGUGAUUCGAGAAGAUGAAUUAGAGCACCUCCCUGCCAUUCCGCUUGCUGAAUUUCAGGACAUAACUGGUGGUUUUAGUUCCAAGUUCUUGAUUGCUAAGAGAUCCACUGGAGUAAGUUUAUUCCGCGGGGUCCUCAAAACCGGACAGGAUGCUGCGAUUAAAAGGUUCAAGAAGAAGUUGUCGGAACAAGAAUUUAUAGCACAGGUAUCGAAAAUAUCUCGCCUGCAGCAUAAGAACGUGGUUCAGCCCCUUGGUUACUGCGUGAAUGGCGAUCAGCAGCUCUUAGCUUUCGAGUUUGCUCCAUACGGAUCCCUACAUGACAUUUUUCACGACAAAAAUUUGGAGUCAAGUACAGUUGUUCCAUGGGUACAAAGAAUCAAGAUUGCGGUUGGGGCUGCAAAAGGACUGGAGUACAUUCAUGAGAAUGGACUAAUUCAUCAUAGCAUCAAAUCUAGCAAUAUUUUACUUUUUGAAGAUGGAAAUGCUAAGAUAAGUGAUGUUAGUCUGUCAAUUCCAUGCCCUUGUAAGCCGGCUCGUGGUCAUAAACGUUAUCCUGAACAAGCUCCCUGUGGUUGUUGUUAUCAUCCCCCAGAAUGUGUAUUGACUAAUCGAACUCAAAAAGGCGAUGUGUACAGCUUUGGUGUGGUUCUCCUUGAAAUCUUGACAGGUCAGAAAGCCACACAGCCACUAGUACAACAGUUCCUUGCAAUAUUGCACGAGGCAACGGAAACACCAGUGCAAAGAGAAGAAGAGAUAAAGAAGGUUGUGGAUGAUAGACUUGGAUUUGGAAGAAAAUGCUCUGCCAGUGCAGUGUUAAUGAUGGCUGAAGUUGCUUUGUUGUGCCUUGCAAAGGAAGCUGAUUCUCGCCCUGACAUGAGCACUGUUUUAAUUCGUCUCGAGAGGGCUUCAUGGGAAACACAAGUUUAUGUACGAAAACAUGAGCAGCAGUAAUCUCAAGCUAAUAUUACCAAAUUAUCUCCUCAUAUUCCUGCCUUGCGAGAUGGAACCUGCCAACUGCCAAGCAAAGGAGGAGGAGAUUCUCCUACAUGUUUUGUUUAGAUAAAUGAUGUGUGUUGCCUUGUUUGUAUAGCUGGCUUUGGAUUAUUGUCUGUUUGUUGUGUAAUUAUGUUGACAUCUAACUUCUAGUAAUUUUCAGUGACUUUGGUUAGUGAAAGAUAGUAAGUAUUUACUACGUGGGCUAUUUCUAGAAUAGGUACUGUAGCAUUUGGAACUAUGUCUAUGUUUGAAACAUAAUCAAAUGUAUAGAGAUAAGGCAGUGUAGAUGAGGACUUGCUACUGAUGUACAUGAAUAGCUGAGUAAAUAAUGUGUCGUGGUGCAUGUUUGAAGAGAAUCAGCAUUGACUAAUGAUCACUAUUUUUUUGUAGAAAAAGAAGAAAUAACUGUAAAAUGAAUCCCUAUAUAAUUUCAACCAUCUUGAUAUUUAUCAACACAUGGAUAGCAGUUGGGAGUAGAGAAUGACAUGGAGAUUUGCAGCCAAGAUAGUCCUUUUUAUUACAAAUAAAGGGCUCUUCGACCUCCUCGACUGUUGUCCACAAGCCGGCCGCCUCUGCUGAUGAUCCCGUUCCACCCUAUAACACAGCGAGGCUAUCUUGUUAUCAGUUCUCCUAUGCAUUUCGGGUGAAUCCAGUUACAUAGGGAAAUGACACACAUGCAUUUGAGGAAAAGCUUGCAGAGGAUGAGAUGUGUAUGAGCAUAUGGGGUCAAGAAAAUAUCCGAAAUGGAAAAGCAGACCAGGUUGUAGCUUCAAAUUUGAAGAGAGAUAUCUCGGAAGAUUGCCUCAAGACAUUUGUUGGGGUUGUUAAAUGAUUUCUGCAUCCUGAUCCGAUGAAACGAAUCACAGUGAGUCAUGUUGUGGCGCAGCUUGAGUUAGCCCUUGAACAGCAGGAGAGGAACGGGACAGCAACACAAAUAUCACAAUAUUGGCCAUGUGGAUCAACACCAAAGGAUGAAAACGAGGUCAAAGUUGAUAAGCUGUCAAAGGCCUUUCCUGCCACUGCCAUGAAAGAAGAUGAUGUCCCUUUCGUUUUAUUAGGUGAAACUAAGGACAUUGUUGAUAAUUGCUUUAGUCCCUCGUAUAAUGAAUUCGCAGGAAUCCUGAAAAUGGAGAGGAUCCACUACAUGCC